This is a messenger RNA of Ylistrum balloti, 3333 nucleotides long. RefSeq names its product fibronectin type III domain-containing protein 1-like. The record is from RefSeq and is a predicted model, not a curated record. The coding region runs from base 1 to 3333 and encodes 1110 amino acids. The transcript has 8 exons. Lineage: Eukaryota; Metazoa; Mollusca; Bivalvia; Pectinida; Pectinidae. Gene Ontology annotation, molecular function: protein binding.
AUGUUUUCCGGACAGGAACGGUUACUUGUAUGUGCCAUAUUUUUUAUAACGUGUGUAACUGCACAAUGGACAACGUACGAUUUUGUAAAGGUAGAGACAUAUCUUAUUUCAACACAAGCAAACAUCAAACGAUUAUUUGAUAUUAUUCAGAAAGAAAAAGUAAAAAUGUAUGGUACAAACACUCUAAAUGGAUCUAUUCCUGCGGGUGGCGGAAUGGCACUAGCUUACGGCUCGUUCUUCGAGGACGUCGAGAGGCGAUUAGCCGACAUUGAGAACUCCACAAAAGAACUUAGCAUCUAUAUGCGCGUAUGUCCAGAUGCACCAAUGGCUCCUCCGAAACCACAGAGUGUCAUUACAGAAUCACAAACCAUCGACGGAAUAUCAACUAUAAUAAUCAAGUGGGACGCGUUACCAGUAAUUCCGGAAAAUCUCCAAUACAAAGUGUAUUUCCAACCUCUGGAAUUAGAUGGAUCAAUAACUCAACCGGAAGUUGUUUUUAGAAUUUGCGACGCAUCACAGACGUCUGCUUCUAUAACAGAUUUAACACCUAAAUCUAGAUACAGGAUUCGGGUAGCUGCCGUCGAUGGCCAAGUUGUUGAGUCCAACAGUAUACCGGAAGUGAUACACACACCUGACGUUAUUCCAUCAUCGCCUGUGAACUUAAGAGGUAGUGCACUGGGACCGAACUCGAUCAAACUGGACUGGGAUCCGCCUGUGGUGCGAGGAGAUAUUCUUCAAUACAGUGUUAUCAUCCACGACUCCUUCACAAUGAAGAAUCAUACUGUAGACAUUCGACCCGCCGUCAACUACCUCAAUGCUUUAGACUUAACAGAAGGAACUACACAUCAUUUUGCUGUAACUGCCUUCUCUGAUAACGGAGAAUCAGAACAAUCGGAACCUUUAAUGGUAUCAACCGCAAGUUUCAUUCCGCCGGAAGUGCAGAAUCCAAAUGCCGAGGCUUACAACACAACAACUAUUCGAGUCACCUUCACUCCGCGUCAAAGCGUUGAGGGUAAGAUCCGAGGAUAUCGAGUACAUUACACGGAUUUCCUUGCUGAACCGGAAGAGGGAGAUGUUGAGACAACUAACCCUUCUGCUACGGAAUUGUGGGUACACAAUCUUCAGCCCAACAAGGAUUACUACUUUGCUAUCACAGCAUUCACCAGACGUUCAGAGAGUUUCCCUACAAGCUACGUGGCUACCAAAUCUAAGGCUGCAGUGCCAAGUCAAGUGAGGAACGUGCGCUGUCGUACAUUAAGAACAGAUCCCCCAAUGAUCCAGCUCCGAUGGGAACCUCCUCUUCACAUGUACGCCCUCAAGAAACCAGAAUAUCAUAUCAUGUGGGGAGUCAAAGAUGGUGUCUACAGAAACGAGACUAUCACCAACAUGUCCGUGUCGUGGAAUUCAGACUAUCUUGAUGACAACUUACUUCACAGAUUCAUUAUUGCUGCUAAAAACGACAAAGGAAUUGGAAACGAGGUUGAGGUUCAGCUAAGAACCCCUAAAAGAGAGUUUGACACUCCCAAGAACAUAAAAGUUGGCCGUAUGAAGAAGGGCAACACAACACUGUUAGCGGUAUCUUGGGAUCCAAUGCCGGUCCCGGUAAUGGGAUUCCGUGUGUUACAUCGAGUAUUCCAGUGGAUCUAUCAAGGAAGAUGGACAAUCACUGAAGUCCCGGAUCCAAAUGCAAGGUCCACAACUAUUCCUAUAACAGAUCCUACUUUGUCAUAUAUUGUAGUGGUAAGAUCCAAACUAUUACACGGACGACAAGGGCGCAGAAAGAAAAACAAAAAGGAUGUCAUGAAAUGCACGAUCGUUGUUCACAAAGAUAAAAACGCCGGUGCAAAGAGUGCCCUUGAUACUCCGAUGCAAGAGGCUGUAGGUGGAGGGAUGGAAAACCAAGGAAUGGGUGGCGACAUGGGGAUGAGUGGUAAUUCAGGCAUGGGUGGCAUGGGUGGUAAUCAGGGAAUGGGUGGCAUGGGAGGUGGUCAAGGAAUGGGUGGCAUGGGAGGUGGUCAAGGAAUGGGUGGCAUGGGAGGUCAAGGAAUGGGCGGCAUGGGUGGUAAUCAGGGAAUGGGUGGUAAUCAGGGAAUGGGAGGACAAGGAAUGAAUGACAUUGGAGUUGGUCAGGGAAUGGGCGGCAUGGGAAAUGGUCAGGGAAUGGGUGGCAUGGGAAAUGGUCAGGGAAUGGGUGGCAUGGGAGGCGGUCAGGGAAUGGGUGGCAUGACAGGUGGUCAGGGUAUGGGUGGCGGACAAGGAAUGGGAAGCCAAGGAAUGGGCGGUGGUCAGGGAAUGAGUAGCAUGGGAGGUGGCCCAGGAAUGGGAAAUAACCAAGGAAUGAGUGGCAUUGGAAGUGGUCAGGGUAUGGGAGGUAACCAAGGAAUGACAGGUAGCCAGGGAAUGAAUCAGGGUAUGGGGGCCAUGGGAAGUGGACCGGGAAUGGGUGGUGAACAAGGAAUGGGUGGUAACCAGGGAAUGGGAGGAAUGGGCGGUGGUCAAGGAAUGGAUAGAAUGGGAGGUGGUCAAGGAAUGGAUAGAAUGGGCGGUGGUCAAGGAAUGGGAGGUAUGGGCGGUAACCAGGGAAUGGGAGGGAUGGGCAGUAACCCGGGAAUGGAUAGAAUGGGCAGUGGUCAAGGAAUGGGAAUGAGUGGUGGCCAGGGAAUGGGAGGUAUGGGCGGUCAGGGAAUGGGAGGAAUGGGCGGUGGUCAAGGAAUGGAUAGAAUGGGCGGUGGUCAAGGAAUGGAUAGAAUGGGUGGCAGUCAAGGAAUGGGAGGAAUGGGUGGUGGCCAGGGAAUGGGCGGUGGCCAGGGAAUGAGUAGUGGUCCGGGAAUGGGCGGUGGCCAGGGAAUGAGUAGUGGUCCGGGAAUGGGCGGUGGCCAGGGAAUGAGUAGUGGUCCGGGAAUGGGCGGUGGCCAGGGAAUGAGUAGUGGUCCGGGAAUGGGUGGUGGCCAGGGAAUGAGUAGUGGUCCGGGAAUGGGCGGUGGCCAGGGAAUGAGUAGUGGUCCGGGAAUGGGCGGUGGCCAGGGAAUGGGGAAUAUGGGAAGUAGACAGGGAAUGGGUGGCAUGGGCGGCAAUUUUCAGGGAGUCAAUAGUAUGAUGGGAGGUAACCCAGAUAUCGCAAGACCACCAACUCAAAGACCGCCAAUGGGCGGAAACCAACAAUUUGGAGGAAUGCCUCAAAACAACCCAAUGGGUGGACCAAUGGGUGGACCAAUGGGCAAUACCCAAGGAGGUCCAUCGCAAAAUAUGAACAGUCAAAGAAGACAACAGCCUAUGCAACAAAAUACACGGAGAAUGCAAAGAGGCAACGCAAGGCGUUUUAUGGGACAAUGA